CAACAGCAGCAGCAACACGCCCAAAAGAACUUUGCAAUCGAAAACCGAAUUUGGUUUUGAAAGCGGCAACAUUAGAUGGACUUGCAAAAAAAGCGUUGCAUCAAGUUGCAACAUUAAAUGCAACCGAAGGCAUCUGCAGCUUCAUAAACUGCGAUUGUGGUGCAGGACCAAAACAUUUGCAACUGGUGUGGAGGCGAGUAGACGUACCCAGAAACCAGAAUCCAGCAACCAGAGACAGCAAAACACAGCGACAACCAAAGUGUUGCAUACUUGGCACAAAUAGAAUAGCGUGCGCGAGGAUACGGAUAAGGAUACGACUAUACGUAGAUACACAGAUACGUAGAUACACAGAUACGUAGAUACACAGAUACGCAGAUUUACAGAUACGUAGAUACACAGAUACGUAGAUUUACAGAUACGUAGAUACAAAGAUACGUAGAUACACAGAUACACAGAUACGCAGAUACAGAUACAGAUAUAUAUCCGCCACACUCCAUAGACGCAGAGUAGCGGCAAAAUGCCGUCGUCAGCAAUAAAUAAAGCAAUCCAAAUGCUGGCAAUCGUUCUCUGUUGCUGCUGCAUGGUGCAUGGACAACAGCAGCAGCAGCAGCAGCAGCAGCAACAACAGCAGCAACAACCACAACAGCAGCAACACUUGAAGUACCAGCAAUUGCAAUACCAAAUGCAGCAGCAAUAUGAAUACCAGCAGCAGCAGCACUACCAGCAGCAGUUUCAGCAGCAGCAGCAGCAGCAACAGAUGCAACAGCAGCAGAUGCAACAGCAGCAGCAACAACAGCAACAACAGCAGAUGCAACAGCAGCAGCAACAACAGCAGCAACAACAGCAGGUGGAGCACAUGGACUUGCUGUCCACUCAACCAACUCAGCUGCUGCAGACAGGCGUUUCCCUGAUUGUGGAGGAUUCAAAGGGCUCCAGCGAUGGCAGCGGCAGUGGAAGUGGAAGUGGAAUGGGAAUUGGUACCUCAUCCAGUCGUCGUCGCACCGCUCAGUUGGCCACUCGCAAGCGGAAACGACGCCCCCAACUGCCGCUGGCCACGAUGGGUGCCACGGAAGAGGACUCUGGCCCAGAGCCGACAUCUGCCUACUGGCGCGGUCAUGUGGAGGACGAUGCAGAUGCGUUGCGCAGAAGGAAUCAACCGCUGGUAAGGGAGCCCAUGGCUGCCCUUGAAAGAGAUCGCGAACGGGAGAACCAGCGCAAGCGGGUGGAGCCCACCGAUGCCACUUCGCAGGGCAGUAAUCCCAGCAAGGCAUAUCGUCGUCCCUAUGGACAGGCCAAGAAGGAGCCCAUGCCCAUGGUCGAGGCUGGCGCUGUGGCGCCUAGCAAGACAUCCGUGGAUUUGAAGAACAUACUGAAGAAUUCUGGUGGCCUGAGUCUCAGUGAAAUUCUGCAGCAGAAGAAUCUGUCGUUGGAUGAUCUGCUCAAGGGUAAACAGAAUGCUCUGUUGGCGUUGCAAACAACAGCCGUUGCACCACCAGCACCACCCACGUACUCGUCUGCCGGCACUCGAGUGGAUCCACCAAAGAAGUCGUCGAACCAACAGAAUAAACAGGGUGUAAGGCGAUUGCCAGCUGCGUAUACCACCACCAGCAGCGCUGGCAACGAUGAGGAUGAAUCUGUGGUAGCCAAAAGCAAGGCCAAAUUCCCCAACGCCCUGCAGCGCCUGAAGCUCUUUGGCAGCUCUUCGCGGGAGAGCAGCACCACAAGACGCAUUUUGGGUGGCAUCAAUGGGCACAGUAGCACCACCAUGGCCACCAGCACCAGUGCAAGUGCAAGCACGCCAAGCACCACCACACGGUUGCCACUCUACAAGAAGCGGCAGCAUCUGCGCUCCACCCUAAAGCCACCGGGACUCUUCAAGGCGAUCGCCAGCAGCACCACCACCACAGCAACGGCGGUGACCACCACUCAGGAAAUGGAGACCAGCACCGCUUACUCCACCAGCACCACGGUGGUGAGCAAUGUGGAGGACAGUCGAGAAGAGGAAAGGGAAAACUCGGAGGAAAGGGAAGAUGAGCAGGAUCAGAAGCAGAGUCAGGAGAAUCAGGAGAAUCAGGAGCAUCAGGAGAAUCAGGAGCAUCAGGAGAAGCAGGAGCAUCAGGAGAAUCAGAAGCAUCAGGAGAAUCAGAAGCAUCAGGAGAACCAGGAGGUAGUGGAACCCGAUUCCAGUGAGGCAGAGUCUGGAGAAGGCUUUCCGCCCACCGAGACACCAGAGCCACCAGCAGGUCCCUCCGCUGCACCCGGAAAUCCCCGCUAUCGUCUGCGAAACUCGAGCAUCAAGGAGAAUCAGAAGCGAUUGAAGGACAACUUUAUAGGCGGCACCAACGGAGACAGCAGUGAGGAGUUGGAUCUGGUGGAGGCUGCACCCAGUUCAACCACAUCCGCCACACCCUCCAACAGAAACAGCGAAGAACUUAAUUACGGCGAGGAUGAGCUGGAGAACUUCUUCGACGAAGUGGAGAGUCACACGCACCACACUCGCGUGCCAGCACCACCAGCACUUGCACCUGCACCACCAGCAAGGCCACCCACUCCUGCAGCAGCACCACCACCACCACCACCAGCACCUCCUUCUCCCUCCUAUGAAGCAGCACCAUCAGCACCACCGUCCUAUGCACCACCACCUUCUUUGUCGGCGGCAAAGCCAGCGCAAUUGAAUGUCAUCGACGAUGUGGACGAUCGCACCGAUCUGCUGGAGCUCAUUGAGGAUCGGCGAUCGGGCAACCGACUGUUUAAGGUACUGGAGCAGCGCAACAUGACACUGGAGGAGCUGAUCGAGCAUCGGAAACGCGGCUCCAGCCAACUGCAUCUGGCCACCAUUGUGAACGGCGGCGAUGAGCACUCCCGUCUUUAUCCCGGCCAAAAGGUCCUGCUGCAGGACAACAUGGACAUUGUCACGGCCUUUGAGAACUUUCCGCACUUCAAUCUAAUGGAUCUGAAGAGCGUGAAGCCCGAUGAGAUCAAGACGGACUCGCAGGGUUCCAGCUACUUCACCUCCAUCAUCGACAUCGAGCCGAAUGACGAGGUCAAACCGAUGGGAAGUCGAGGUCCCGCCUACGCACAGACAUCCUCCGCAUCGGCGACCAUUGGAGCGGGCACCGGCACCAUUUCGAUCAAUUCGCGGGGCGAGAAGUCGCUGGGUUUCUUCCCAUCGUGGAAGACACUGGCACUCGCCUCCUUGGCCACCGCCACCGAGGAGAGAAAUCCCUAUUUUCUGCCGCCGCCACGCCUGCUGCUUGAUGGAAGUUCCCAGGAGGUGGACUCCAAUGCAGCAGACUCGGAACCCACUAGCAUUGACAUCGAUCUGGGCGUGAGUCCGUAUGGCGGCAACUUCUCCUCGCUGGCGGACAACAGCCGCCUGCCGCCGAAUAACGAUGUGAUCGAUGAGAUCGAGAAUGAGGUGGCGCGUGCGCACGAUCUUUUGGAUUUGGAGCUAUCCGGACCGGGAUUCCAUCGCAGUCCGGCUGCAGCGGCAGCCACAUCCGCCGUAUCGCAGCAACAUUUGAGCAGCUUGUACGCCAGCAUGCCAUCCGGUAUCAAGUCAGCGAUUGUGGCCAGCACGGCGAUAGUGGUCACCGCCUUGGCCACCUUCCUGGUCAUCUUCGUCGUGUGCCGUUGGAAACAGCAGCGCAGAAGGAAGAGCAGCUACCUGCGCACCUACAAUGCGAUGAAGAGCAAGCUGCCGCAGAUGGUGCAGCCAUCGCGUCGUCCCUCGAUGCGCCAGCACAUGGAAGAGCUGGUAAUUGGAUCCGGUUCGGGCUCCGGUUCCGGUUCAGGAUCAGGAAGUGGAUCAGGUUCGGGCUCAAAGACGGGCAUAACCAGCAUCUCCACAUCGGUGGCCUGUUGCACGCCCGUCCAUCAGCUGCAGCGUCAGAGUUCCCUGCUCUUUGCCCGCGAUGGUUCCGCCACGCUGAGCACCGCCACGUCGCUGACCACGAAUAGCACCACGAACACGAACAUUACAACGGGGGCGCAGCCACCUGCUCCACCGGAUUCGAUGGGUGGGCGUGGCCUGGCCAUCUCGCUGAGAAGCGCCCAACAGAAGCUGAACACCAUGGAUCCCAGUUCGCCGGAGGUGCAGGAAUAUCUAUUCGAUACGCUGCGCAAAUCCUUCGACAAUUAGGCAUUAGGCAGUAGGCUCCUCUAGUAACAAUAGACCGUUGUUUAGGCCAAGUUUUAUAUAAAUGUACACUUAACACACACACACACACCACACAUACACACACCACACACACACACACCACACACACACACACUUAACGCGAAGGAGCAAAAGUUAGUCGAUUAAUUAGUUUAAGCAGGUAGGAGGUGGAAUUUUUUUGAACUCGAUUAGAGGAACAUUCUGUGAGAGAAAGUAAAACUAACAAAAACAAACCUAGAAAACACAUUUAGACAGUGCGUGGCAUGGCCAUAAGGCGCUUUGUAAGGCAAGGUUGAAAACGAUUUACAACAAAUUGUGUUUAUUUUUGAAAUAUUUGAAUAUUUUCGAAAUUUGUCUACGUGAUUUGCAUACCAGAUUGGAAACUAAACUGUAUAUUCCAUUUUUGUUAUGAGCUAUUUUUACUUUAUUUAUUUUCUGCUUAAUUUGUUUUAGUUGUAGGCCGCAAAAACCUAACUCAAUCCGCCCUACGUUUAUGGCGCGCACUGUUGCUAGUCUCUAAGCCCGGCAAACUAUCGUUUCCAACUAUCUAGACCUAGAGUAUGAUCCAUCAACCAAAAGCGACUCUAUCAACUAAAUCAUAGGACACGGCAUUCAAAUGGGUUUCUUAAGCACAAGAUGAUGACGAAAAUGAAAGCGAAAACGAAAACUAACCUAAAUACGGUGAGCAGAACAGGAUCUUAGCCAAAUAAAGUACAGUUGUGUUCAGGCACUUUUCCACUUUCCCAAAAAAAAAAAAGAGAAAAGCCCCAAAUCGAAUGAAUAUUGAAAUUCGGGAGAGCGAAAUAAAACCAUUUAUGAGGACAAUAAAUAUUAACGAGGAAAUUACGAAACGAAAAAAGAAAUAAAUGAAAAUUACGAGGAAAACUGUGUUCGAUACGAUUUAACCGCAGCAAACUUCUUUCUGGCACUGAACAAAAAAACCAAAACCAAAACCAAAAUUAAAUCGAAAAUAAAUCGAGGGAAGACAUAAAUGGGCGCUAAGUGGGUGUGGUCUUUAGCACAACAACAACACUAAUAGUUUAAACGCUAAUAACUUACUGCAAGAAUCAAUAAGGAGAAAAUAGAAGAAACACCUGUAUUUUUUCGUAGUGCAGGCACUUUAUAUUUGAUUUGAUUUCUGUUACCACCCCCCCCCCCCCCCCCUCUCACUAGGCAGUAGAACAUCUGGCGACAGUAUAUACAAAUAUAUAUACAAAUAUAUAUACAUAUAUAUAUUUAUAUAUAUAAAUAUAAUUAUAUAUUUAAGCACGCUCAAAUAUAUGUAUGUAAAUAAGUUUCAAUUUGAUUUUUUUGAGAAAUAAAAUGUAGAACAAAUUGUGGCAAAGA
Molecule: messenger RNA, 5506 nt
Organism: Drosophila yakuba
Lineage: Eukaryota; Metazoa; Arthropoda; Insecta; Diptera; Drosophilidae
Product: serine-rich adhesin for platelets
Exons: 5
Coding region: 518-4141 (1207 amino acids)
Source: RefSeq, a predicted model, not a curated record